AUGAUUCAUUCACCUACUUUAAAAAAUUAACAUAUCGCAUUGGGAAAUAAAUAAAACAGAGAUAGUAAUAGUAAUAUUAGCAUAAAUAUCGCAAGUUAAUAGAAAGUGACAACAAUUUUAAAUUUCGCGAAAAAACUUUGGAGAGCGUAGUUUGUCGCUUGUAAACGUGGCUUUGUUAAGAUCGGUCGGUGCGCAAGACUUACGCGCACAAUUUUACGAUCUAGCAGCCAUAUUGGUUACUGUCUAUCUGAAAAUUUUUGUAAGUAAAUAAUAAUAGUUUAGACGCAUUUAAUAAAGUUUUACAAGGAUCAAACGGUUUUUUUCGUAAUACACGUGAUAUUUGGCGGUGACCGAAAGUGAUUGCAAUGUCUGUUUUAAAUCAAAGUGGAGAGGAACAACAAGAGUGUCCAUUAUGUAUGGAACCCCUAGAAGUGGAUGAUCUGAAUUUUUACCCGUGCACUUGUGGGUAUCAGAUCUGUAGGUUUUGUUGGCAUAGAAUUCGUACGGAUGAGAAUGGAUUGUGCCCAGCUUGUCGCAAGGCAUAUUCAGAAAAUCCUGCUGAUUUUAUACCAUUGUCUCAGGAACAGGUAGCGAAGCUGAAGGCGGACAAGAGACAGCGCGACCAGCAGCGCAAGGCGAAGCUGAGCGAGUCGCGCAAGCACUUGGCAAGUGUGCGCGUCGUGCAACGCAACCUCGUCUUCGUCGUCGGCUUGCCGGUGCGCCUCGCCGACGCCGAAAUACUCAGACGGCACGAGUAUUUCGGCAAGUUCGGCAAGAUACACAAGGUGGUCAUCAACCAGUCGACGUCCUACGCGGGAUCACAAGGACCCAGUGCAAGUGCCUAUGUAACGUAUAUGAAGAGCGACGACGCUCUGCGCGCCAUUCAGAACGUGAACAACAUCACGAUAGACGGCAGGCAAAUCAAGUCGAGCCUCGGCACGACCAAGUACUGCUCGCACUUCAUGAAGAACCAGCCGUGCCCGAAGCCCGACUGCAUGUACCUUCACGAUUUCGGCGAUCCCGAAGCCUCUUUCACGAAGGAACAAAUGCACGCCGGCAAGCACCAGGAGUACGAGAAGAAGCUGCACGAUCAGCUGACGGCGAAGGCGGCCGUGACGCAAAACAACAACAACGCGGCCUUGAACGGCGCCAACACGACGGUUAACGUCGCGGCCGACAAGGAGAAAGACGCGAAGGUGGCGGGCAACGGAACGAGUAGUAAAGGUAGCACUAAAGAAAUCACGUCGACAGCGGGCAGUGGCGGUACGACACAACAAACGACAGGCAGUAAUAACAGUAGUACCAACAACAAUAAUAAUACAAAUAAUACUAGUAAUGGCACAAACAAGGAAAAUUGGCCUCAAUUGAAUGUAGAAAAGGAAAAGAAAGACAAAGAAAAAAGUAGUAAAAAAUCGAAAACAAAAUCGACAGAAAAGAGUAAAGAAAAGAAGGACGUUAUUUGCAAUGUAAAAAAUUUGGUGGAUAGUAAAUUGGAAACAAAUAAUAUAAUAGAAGAUAAACUAGAAGUAAAUAUGUCAAAAUCCCCUUCAUCCGAAGAUUCCGACAACGGUUCGACCUCGCCGGAAUUGUCACAAACUCCCCCCCAACAAAUACAACACCUACAACACCUACACAACCUACAACAACAAAUACAACAGCAGUCGGCCCCACAGCAACUGACACAACAAAACCUCCAGCAACACACAAGCAACAACCUGCAGCAACAGCUGCCGAUGUUGCUGCAACAACACAUGCACAACGCGCACGCGCAGCAGCAACAGCUCAACAAGCUGCAUCAACACCAGCGCCACCUGUUGGACGACAACAGCAGCUUCUUUUCGUCGUCGAAUUCCUUCGCGAAGCUAGUGGAAACCCCCGACAGAUUGAACGACGAAGACGAUAAUUUAGAUGGCGACGAAAUUUCCAGCCCGCACCAACAUCACGACAUUUUGACGGAUUCCCUGCCCAACAUCAACACCACGGAAGAUUGGGCGGCCGCGUUCGGGUUUCCAAGGCAACAAGCUGCGCAACAGCAGCCUGCGCAGCAACAGAGGUUGCCGCACCACCUUCAAAUGCAGCAAGAGCACCUCUUGUUGCUGGGCGGGGAGGAUAAAAGGGCGGGGGAUAAGCUGGAUGGUUUUGGCGGAAAUGGCGGCUUCGGCGUCGAUCAGCUUCAGCCGGACGGCAACGGAUUCGGCAAAAGUUUUAUAGACAUCGCAUACAACGACUUCCUGGUGGACAUGCUGAACAAAACGAACUGCUUCGGCGGUGGCGGCGGCAGCAGUUUCAAGCAGCAAGAGCCGCCCCAACAACCGCCACCGCAAUUGAACGGCGGCGGCGGAAUGAACGGGCUGGAUCAGAACUUGUCGAAAUUUUUCAUGGACUUCCACAAAAACAGCGCGGCCGCGGCUGCUCAGCAGCAACAGCAGCAAAAGGAGAGCAGCGCGUUUGCGCCAUUGAAUGGUUUGCAAAAUAAUUAUUAUCAGGCUGAGAAAAUUAUGUUGCUGCAACAGAAACAGAUCGAGGAGCAGUUCUUGAACAUUAGUAUUAACAAUAAGGCGUUCGGUUCUCCGACGUCCGCGUACCAAAACGGCGGCCUCGGUCACUACCUGAACGGCGACGUGGCACCGCCGCAUCCCGCGCAACAAGCUCAAGGGGGCAGCGGCGCAGCGAACGCGCAACACAACUUCGGCAUGCCGCCGCACCUUUACGGGCACAAACCGUCGCACAACAGCCAGCAAAUCAACCGAGAGGACGAGUUGGACUUCGAUCCCAUCCAAGAGACGCAGAAAGCGUUCGCGGAGAUGAUGGCCAACGAGCAGCAGCCGCCGCAACUGAAAACGCAACAGGCGAGGGGGGCGCCGAACGGCGGCUACCUGCCACCGCCGCCGCCUGGAUUCGUCCAGCCCGGCAACACACACAUGAACUCGUUUGGGAGCAAAAUAUUACCUUUUUUAAAUAUGUCAAAUAACAGUUCACAAAUUCCAAAUAGUUCAACACAACAACAGAACGGUUGGCCUAGUAAUUUCAAUUCUCCUCCACACCAACAAAUGCCACAACAUAAAAAUGUUAGUAACGCGUGUAACGAUUGGAAAGUUUUAGAUCCUGCGAUUUUAACGUCGAGUCGCCACUUCCCCCUAGCGGCGAACAUGCCGCAACAGCAGCAACACAGCCACCUUUAUAACGGCGCGCAGCAGCAACAGCAACAACAGAACGGCAACAGAAAUUUCGACUUUAACAACACAGCGUUCUCGAAUUUCGCGUCUCAGCUGCAAACGCAGCCGAGCUAUUCCAACAAUUAUUCACACAUUUCUCAGCCGAACUUGAACUGGUUCGGCGGCGAGAUUAACACAUCCAUCAGCAGCCCGCCUGGCUUCAGAAAUCAGGCCACAAAACAGCAGGAAUGUUAGUCGAUAUUGUUUCGUAUGGUAACACAAAAAAUUAAGUUUAUAUAAUAAAUAAUUUGAAAUUGGUUAAAAUGAUUAUUAUUAUUAUUGUGGCGUGCAAUAUUUGUCGGUCGCGGUUGGAUUUUCUCGUAAAAGUGAAAUCGGGAAUCAUUUUUACUUUAUUUUGGAGUGUUAGUUUUUUUCUGCAUGUACUUUUGAUGUUUAACAUUCUCGAAGGAAUAUUAAACAUUAAAACUAUAAUAGGGCCAUAGAGAAGCAUAUUUUGAAUAUUUUUCGAGUUAUUAAACGUUAAAAACUCGGUAACACGGUUAAAACUCAAAAACUAUUUGUACUAUACUUAAAAUAACGCCCUCUAUGGCUCAGUGCACCAAUAAGUAGGUAUUAAAGAUACAUCUAUUGCGAAAAAUGAUUAUAAUGAUAAAAAUAACUUUAUACAGUUAUAAAUAAUAGCACUUUCUAAAAUCUACUUAUUUUUCCAUAUUUAUUAUUUAAAUGCAAACACUGAGAAUCCAACUGCAACUAAUAUUUUAUUAUAUUAUGGUUUUAUCUAUCCAUCUAUUAAAUUGUGUUCCAUGCGUUAAAUGAAUUUAAAAAAAGUACUGGACGUGCUUUAAUUUUAUUAUAGACAAAUGAUAAAAAUUCAAAUGGGUGCAAGGACAUCUACAAAAACAAAAUCAAUUAAACUAAUAUUAUUCAUUUGAUUAUAUGAAUUAAAACAGCUAAAUAUAUAAUACAAAUUAUAAAGAAAUAAUUCGUUUAAUUUUUA
Molecule: messenger RNA, 4173 nt
Organism: Brassicogethes aeneus
Lineage: Eukaryota; Metazoa; Arthropoda; Insecta; Coleoptera; Nitidulidae
Source: the annotation of a GenBank genome assembly